Molecule: messenger RNA, 189 nt
Organism: Arvicola amphibius (Eurasian water vole)
Lineage: Eukaryota; Metazoa; Chordata; Mammalia; Rodentia; Cricetidae
Product: metallothionein-4
Exons: 3
Coding region: 1-189 (62 amino acids)
Molecular function (GO): metal ion binding
Source: RefSeq, a predicted model, not a curated record
AUGGACCCUGGGGAAUGCACAUGUAUGUCUGGAGGGAUCUGCAUCUGUGGGGACAAUUGCAAAUGCACAACCUGCAAGUGUAAAACCUGCCGCAAAAGCUGCUGUCCUUGCUGCCCACCAGGCUGUGCCAAGUGUGCCCGGGGCUGCAUCUGCAAAGGGGGCUCAGACAAGUGCAGCUGCUGCCCCUGA